CGGAAGUACCGUGGACCGUUGUUUUGCUAAUGAGUAGCUUAGAUGCUAGCCCUCUAUAAGAAGCGCCUGUGUAUGGUGUUUUUCCUGUAACUGUCGACAAGUAAACAACACCCAUGGUCAGGUAAGGUUAUUAUUUUUAAGCUGAAUAAAAUAUCAUUGCACUCGUAUUGUUUGGUCCGAGGUUAAGGUCCUUUAUGAUGCCUAAUCGUGUACUUUAUUCCCAUUGAUCGCUCAGCUGUUGAGUAACUGCAGCUGCUGCUUUAAUGUUAACAUUCGCUGUCAGCACAUAUUGAACAUAUGUACAUAUUGAGACAGUGACAUUAAAAACCUUAGCGUUACGUGUGCUCAGUUCUGAUUUUGCGAGUAUUUUCAUGCAUUGUCAUGUGAUAGUCAGAUGACAGGGGUCGUGAAGUGUGAUAUGGUCAGGAGGGAGGAGGAUUUCACCCCCAUACCAAAGUCACAAAUAAAGUUAUACGCUACUUUUUUCAGUGUAAAACUAGAACUAGUUGCAUAGUUCUUUUCGAUCAUUAUUCUGUAUUUUUUAUGUCUCUAGGAUGACUCAAAAGCACUGCCUGGAGGGCCAGGUGUACUCAGUGCCACUCAUUCAGCCAGAUCUGAGAAGAGAGGAGGCGGUCCAUCAGAUUGCAGAUGCUUUAUUUUACUUGGAGACCAUAUCUACAGAUAUUUUCAAAAGGUAAAUCAAGAAACACACACACACACACACACACUCACAAUGCACUCAACACAUGAGAGGCAGAGGGAAUAGCUCAGACUUAUGACCUUAAAUGAAAGUAACAGACAUAAAAAGUUACUUUACCAGCUGUCAGUCAUAAUAGACGACUUUCAUUGCAUCAUAGCAAUGUCAUGCUUAACCUGACACUGAAUGUAACACGAAAACAGCUUGAUAACCAGUUUAAUUCUUAACAAAAGAGGUUAUUUUUGAGUGUGAUAAAUUAAUAAGUUUAGAUGAUUCAGGAGGAGUAGCUUACCAAAUGUGUUUAUCGACAGAGCAGAAAAUGAUUGCUGACAAAACAGCAUCUGUUACAAGUAUUUCUGGACAUUUUUGUCAUAGUUUUGCUACUUAAUGAAAAGAGAAGCUGACAUACCAGGAAAAUAAGGCUUUGGAUUUAUAUAUCUCACCACAUUUUAUGCUAUAUAGCAGAUGGUCUGAGCAGAUGGUCCUGUCUGAUGCCCUGAAAAUAAAAGAAGUGUCUCCUGUAACUCCAGGAAGAGUGUGACAUUUAUCUACAGAUUGUUUUGUCAAUAUGUACUGUGGAAAGAUGAUGAAAUAGUAAUUAGACAAAUGUGUCCAAAGAUCAAUAAGUCGCUUUGUAGUGUUUGUAAUUUACCUUUCUGUGGAAUGGAUGGGUUGCUGUCUUCUCUUUUCUCUGUGUGCAGCACAGUUUUCUCUGCUUUUGGUCGUAUCUGUGCAGUUAUGUGUGCAGUUUCAUAUUGGUGUGUAUAUGUGUGUACCUUUUCAGGGUGUCUGACAGCGUAGAAAAGAACCGCCAGCAGCUGCAGGGUGUCACUGACCGGAUCAAACUAGCUCAGGCUCGUGUUGACAAGAUCAAAGGCAGCAAGAAGGCCACCAAGGUAACGAAGCAUCUUCACUUUUGGGAGGAGGCUCUUGACAUUGCAUUUUGAUUCCCAGUACAAAUCAGUGAUGCCAUUUCUGCUUUUGUCUGUGUGUGCAGGUCUUCUCAAGCGCUAAAUACCCGGCCCCUGAUCGACUUCAGGAUUAUUCAUCUAUUUUUACUGAGGCUACAGACCCCUCCUCACAGGCCCGUCCUCGUCUCAGGAUACAAAAUAAGCUCCGACCCUUUGAUGAGAAGGCUUUGCAGGUAAGGGAAAUACGUUCAAAUGCUGUUUGUAAAAGAUUUCCUGACAUGCAACACCUUCAAUCUCACAGCAGUAAGAAAGAGGGACUCUCAAGAGGCAUGGUUCCUCAGGGUGUUUAUAAGCACUAUAUUAAAGCCCCCAAAAGAUGGUGCUGCUGUUACUCAUGAAUAAAAAAGAAAGUGUAUUCCAGCCGGAUGGUUUCAAGGCCUUACAAUAAAGCUAACCCUGCUAAAACUUUGGGGACAAAACCAGGUCAUGAUGAUUUGCCGUUUAUAUGGCUUUUUGCUUACUGCAGAGGAUUGAUUCGACUCCCUCAGUGGUUUGAUAAAAUGAUACAUGUUUGUGUAGGCUGUAGAGACAAACUCCCAUGAUCCAAACAGAAUUUCUGCAGGUGUAAAGAGUGAAGCCAUUGUGCAGUUCAGAGGUAGAAUAAGCAUAGAAUAGAAUACUCUACAUUGCCUUUUUUAUACUAGUAAAAAGCACCACCAUUCUUGCCAGCCCAUAGACACUGUAUGCAGAUAAACAAGGAGUCCUACUUACCUUCAUUAGCCUUGAAAAAGUAAUCUUCUUAUAAAACUGUGACACAGGUUUGCGGCAUACAGAGGUGGAUAGAUGCUCUCAUAUGUAGAACAAAAGAGGAAAUACAGACAGCUAAUCAUAGGGUGAAGCAAUGACUUGAUGAUAGAAUAGUUAUAGACAAAAUGAGCUGCAUGAUUAAUUCAGUGGUCUGUCUGGUAUCAUAAUUAUCUCCAAAAAGAUGAAGAGAUGAAGCCAUGUCUAAACCUGAAAGCAAAACAUUCAGUCCAGUAUUUGUGAAGUGUUUUUUUUUAGGAUUCUGAGCUCUGAGUACAGACCAAAAGAAUCAGAUCACUUAUUCGAAAAGCCUUAAUUACUGGGGUUGACAGUUACCAGCAGGGUAGAAAACUCAAGCUAUCCAGAUGAGCUAGAGGUGAUUCUCCUUCACGUUUGAAAUGAGAAUAUUAAAUGGGAGUGGAACAGCUGGUGUCUUCUGAAUACCUCCCUGCCAAAAAAAGAGCAGAUUCUAUUUGAACUUGAACAACCUCAGGUCCAGACUGAGCCGUUAUGGUUCAGACCUAGAUCAGCAUCUUAACAUGGAUGGCUGUCGUAGUGCUUUCCUACCAUAUUUGUCUAAAUUUGCACAGAGUUGACACCACUGCCUCUAGGGCAGUAAAAGAACACUAACUUCACUUCGCUUCAAGUUAACCGCAAAUCUGACAUGAUCUCCUGUUUUCUCAUAAGAAGCAGCAUGCUCAUUAAAAAACAAACAUCGAUAUCUUAUCCUACUUUAAAAGUUCUCAUCCAGCACCUUAACUUUUUUUGCCACCAACUUUAUUACAGUAAUGUUAUUCUUGUAAACAUAAUAUGUAAUUAGAAGACUGUUACAUAAUAUAAAAUAACUGCUGUAAUCAUGGCAUUUGAGCUGUUAUAAUUAAAUCCUUUUUGGAUAGAUCCAUCAGGCCAUGGCAGCUUAUAUCACAGGUAAACUGAUAUGACAGGCAGAGCAGAGUCGCUCAAUUAUGAAUAAGCUUGCUAAAUGUUUUGCUGCAAAAACGAUUCCUGAGUAGGAGGGGGUCAAAAGAAGCUGGAAACCACAGAGAUGUGUGGAAAAAACAGUGUGUGCUGGUGUAAUUGUUUUCUUAGCUUCUCUGUGUGUGUUCCCUUGAACACACACCUGCCUUAUUUAAAGUGAACACCACAGAUUGUUGUUACCUUAUGAGCAAACUUAGAGAAAACCUGCAUAUUUUCUGCAUCGUAUACUCGCAAGUGUAUUGUGUGUGUCUGGGGGAAGAGAAAUGAAAAUUGCUGGCAAUUUUCUGUGGUGCUGAAAUGCAUUAUUCAGUACCUCUACGGAAGCAGCUUUCUGACCAUAUAAUUUGUUCUUACAGUGUUGUGAGUGACGGUGUCUCUGCUCAGAAGCACUUUGGUGGCAUUUGUGUUUUGAUUCAUUCAAGAUUUAGUUGACAUUCCACGGAUCUAAUUCUAGGUCUGCAUGUCUUCCUUUCAGGAGAAGUUGACGUAUUUCCCCGUGUGUGCAAGCAACAAAAAGAAGGCCGAAGAUGAGACAGAGGAAGGGCUGGGCAGUCUGCCACGCAACAUCUCAUCUGUCAGCUCCCUGUUGCUCUUUAAUACUACAGAGAACCUGUGAGUUGAUGAUAACACACAAACAGACACCGAUGCCCUCUAUAUACACUGAUUUGAUCUAAACCUGUUUUAUAAACCCUUGGACUUUUGUAUUUUAUCAAAGAUAUAAGAAGUAUGUGUUCCUUGAUCCUUUGGCGGGAGCGGUGACAAAAACACACACUACACUAGAGACCGAGAAAGAAGAGAAGCCGUUUGAUGCACCGUUGUCUAUUACAAAGAGAGAGCAACUGGAAAGACAGGUACAUUAUCCAUCCUUCGCAACCAAGGCACAUUUUCACUUCAACUUUCUUUGCCCUCAUGCACUACUCUACUUCAGUGGGGUUUUAAAGGAUCUGUACUUAACUCAAGUAUUUUCAAACAACCUUGGCCUUAUAUCUGAACAAAAGUAUAUGUACUGUGCACUCCUUACUGUCUUCAAAUGGGAUGAGAACAUGAUAGGAACAAUAUGAAAGACAUAUCUAAUCACAGUCAAUUCGGAGGAGCAAGAUAUUCGACAACUAAUUUACCCAUUUAGUAAAUUAAAGAUUGCUUUGGAUGUUAAUAAGAUUGCAUAUUUUAUUGAAUUUGAGGGAUUAAAAUAUCACAGUUUUCAAAUAUGACAUGAGGUUAGGUUGGCUUUGCACUGACACCGAUGAUCAAAAUGUCCCUUUGUGGACUAUUUCUUAUACUGUUGAAGUGUGACUUCCACUUGAGUAAAAAACAUUUGCUUCCACCAACUCUGUAAAACUGGUAAUGAGGAAUUAAAAAACUAAUGUGGACUGUUUUUCUUUCCAAACAGACAGCAGAGUCUUACUUCUAUGUACCAGACCUGGGUCAGGUGCCAGAGAUAGAUGUACCGUCUUACCUGCCUGACCUGCCAGGCAUAGCAGAUGACCUGUCCUACAGCGCAGACCUUGGGCCUGGUUUUGCCCCAUCAGGACCAACACAGAACAUCCCUGAGCUGCCCUCCUUCUCUGAGGAGAGUAUUGCACCUGGUACGUCCCGCACGCUCUCAACUAUCUGUUAAUGCUUCAGGUUGAUUCUAUGUUUGCUGAGAGAAGCUGAUGGCUUUUUCUCUUUUCAUUCCAGGACCUCAACUCCAACCGAAUGUCCCACCUCCUCCUCCACCUCCCCCUCCUCCCCCUCCACCACCAGAGCCUGGCCUUGCUCCCGCACCUCCAGCAGGAGCGCCACCUCCUCCUCCACCUCCACCUCCCCCUCCACCUCCCCCUCCUGCCGACAUCUCCACAGAUGCCUCUCCAGCACCAGGUUCAGGUUUUUAAAAAUCUGAAAAUUUAACCAGCUGCACACAAUUGACACACAACUGACGAACGGCAAACUCUCUUUUAAUUACAGGAGGCCUUGUGUCUGGAGCGCCUAGUGAGGUGGUCCAGCCGUCAGACGGCAGGGCCAGCCUCCUUGAGUCGAUCCGUAACGCUGGAGGCAUCGGCAAGGCAAAGUUACGCAACGUUGCAGAACGCAAAAUGGAGAAGAAGAAGCAGAAGGAGCAAGAACAAGGUGUCAUUUUGUUUUAGUAUGGCUGUGGAUCCACUCAUGUUUUAUUAACCGCUACACUUUGCAGCCUCACCAACCAUGAGAAAGUCAUGAAAUCAGAGCAGAGCACUUCCAGUUAGCACUCAUGCAGGAGUAAAUAAAACACAUUAAUCUGCAUGUCCGAAGUGACGUGUUAUGUUGUUUCUCACAGCGCAGUGUUCUGUGACCCUUGUUUUAUUAAUGCUGAUUUUAUUAGUGGGUUGACUUGGUCAUAAUGAAAUUUAAAUGAUCUGAUUUAACAUCAGACAGAAAAUCUUUGGUUUUAUUUCUGGUCAGCUGAGCAGGUCAUGCUGUAAGAGGUUCCUAUUUCAGCUAAUAAAACAAAAUGUUUCUCUGUAACGAUGUGCACCAGGGGGAAAAACAAAAGUCUCAUUAUCUGGAUUACUCAUUUGAAUAAGAAAUAUUGAUGCAUGAUGAUUUUGUGACAGCUUGUUUUUUUUGUCUCUCAGCAGUGGGAGCAGCAUCCAGUGGAGGGGACUUUAUGUCUGAUCUCUUCAAUAAACUUGCAAUGCGACGGAAAGGUAAGGGUUCUUUUUGAUCUCAGAAACUGCUGCAAACGGCUGAGAUACAUGUAGUAAAUACUGUUUACCAUCUCUUCUAUAGGCAUAUCUGGGAAGGGCCCUGCGGGUGGAGAAACAGGUGAAGCUCCCAGUGGUACAGGUGGUGCAUUUGCUAGAAUGUCAGAUGUCAUUCCACCUCUCCCUGCCCCACAGUCAGCAACAGACGAUGACGACUGGGAGGCGUAACAUGACGGAUGAUUGACGCAUUUAUCAGUCAUUCAUAAUUUUUACAAAAGACUUCAAUAUUUCUCCAAUCACUUUACAAUAUUUUUAUUAUUUAUGAUGAAAAAAAUGGUCCUACCUACAGAACUUUCAGUUAAAAUGAUAAAUAAUUUGUCAAUCCAGUUGAAAUUGAAAUGAUAAACAUUUUAUUGAUAACCACAUUUAUUGUGAAACAUAUUUACAUGAUGAUCAUAAAACAGGUAUGAGUAGAAGUCUAACUCAAAUCAUCUCACUAACAACUCUCCAUUAAAUAAAAGUAAUUUUUGCAUUACAUAA
Molecule: messenger RNA, 6593 nt
Organism: Xyrichtys novacula (pearly razorfish)
Lineage: Eukaryota; Metazoa; Chordata; Actinopteri; Labriformes; Labridae
Source: the annotation of a GenBank genome assembly